Paramecium sonneborni is the source of this 1201-nucleotide messenger RNA. Lineage: Eukaryota; Ciliophora; Oligohymenophorea; Peniculida; Parameciidae. The record is from the annotation of a GenBank genome assembly.
AAUUUUUAUGUAAUAAGUGGCUCCAGAAGUAUAAACAAUAUUUGAUGAAUUACUAAAACCUGUUUUAGAGAGAAUUGAAGUAUUGAAAGAAAGAGAUUAAUCUAAUGAAUUACAAAUCAAGAAUCUAUUUGAUUAAAUGAGUGAAUUGAAAAAAUUAAUAGGAAAUCUAAAACCUAUAAGAGUGGAAGAAGAAAAGAGUAAAAAUAAUUAAUAUUUAAUAGAAAUUGUCAAAUAAGAUCUUAAAAAAGAGAAUCAUUAAAAUAAUGGUAUUUUGAAAUUAAUAUAUUCCCACCAUAUGUUUAGAUGUAAAAAAUAUUGAUCGCCCAUCUACUGCUGUAGUAACAAAAAACCCAGCUCCUAUUAAAGUAAAAGAUCCUAAACCUACAACUGCUACAAAACCUUUAAGUCAAAGUACAAUUGUUGAAAAGACUACAACACCUGUAGAUAUUGAAAAAAGUAUUUAUUGCUUAAAUCAUCUUUUUAAUAGAUCAACCUAAAUCUCCAAAAGAGGCUAACCAAAAUAAAAAUAAAUAACAACAACCAUAACAACUAUAAUAACCUCCACAACCUAAACCAAAAUCUCUAAUUUAAUAAUAAUAAAAAUAAUAACAAGUCAAAGAAACCAAAGAGCCAAAAGAAAUUAAAGAGCAAUAAGUUAAAUAAAUAAAUUAAUAAAAAGAAGAAAAGAAAGUUGAAAAAUAACCAACUAAAUCAAAAACUGCCUAACCAACUUAACCUAUAUAAGUAGAAAAAAAAGAAGAGAAAAAAGAUUCUAAAAAAAUUGAUAAUAAAAUAUCAUAAAAAUAAAACAUUAAAUAGCCUGAGUAGAAAGUUGCUGAAAAGAAGACUGAGGAUAAAAAAAUAGUGAAAAAAGGAAAAUAAACUUUAGAAACCUAAAAUAAAAAUGAAUAAUAAACUGAUGAAUAAUUUUAAUAAUAAUAAAAUCUUCCUAAGACAUAAAAUAACAGCGAAUAGAAAUAAUAGGAAUAAUAACCAUAGUAAUAACCAGUAGAAUAAAAAGAAAUUGUUGAAACUCUUACUUAAGUUCCUGAGCUUCAAAAUAAUGAGGCUAAAGAAGAGUCAAUAUAAUAAUAAUCCGAAGAUUAAGAUUAAUUAAUAUAAAAAUAACAAGAAGUUAACGACCUUUAAGAGAAUCUUGAAAAUCAAUAAACUUAAGUAGUUUGAUGUUAUAAGAAUGUCC